Molecule: messenger RNA, 2600 nt
Organism: Phalaenopsis equestris
Lineage: Eukaryota; Viridiplantae; Streptophyta; Magnoliopsida; Asparagales; Orchidaceae
Exons: 2
Coding region: 96-2336 (746 amino acids)
Molecular function (GO): nucleic acid binding
Source: RefSeq, a predicted model, not a curated record
UACAUACAAAGAGCGCAGGUUUUCGUCUUUCGAUACUCGCAACUCGUGAAAAAAUUAAAAAAAUAAAUAAAAUCUGCUCUCUCGCACUUCGAUAGAUGCAAGCUGACGGUAUCCAGAUGGGAUGUAAAGCAAGUGAUGAAUUUCGGAUUGGGGAUUUUGUAUGGGGGAAGAUCCAUGGCCACUUGUGGUGGCCUGGGCAAGUCUGCAACCCAUCAGAUGCAUCAAUAGAAGCCAGGAAUUCCGAACAUCUUGAUCAUCAUGUUCUAGUGGCCUACUUCGGUGAUAUUACAUUUGCUUGGUGCGAACCUUCCGAAUUGAAACCCUUCAAAGAGGAGUUUGAACAUUUAUCUCAUCAGAAUAGCUCUCAUGGCUUUAUUAGUGCUGUUAAGGAUGCUAUGCAUGAGAUAGAGAACUGUUUAAGGUCUGAUUUGACUUGUUAUUGUGUGCCUUCAGAGAAAAUUGUUCAAUUUAGGAUGAGUAGGAAUAAUGGUAUUGGCAAAUCUUCUAUUGCUAAUUAUUCUCCUGCUGCUUUCCUUAGUCACCUUCAAGAUGUUGCACAGGAUGUUUCGGUUGCCAGUAUGCUUGAUGUUACCAUGCUGAGGAGCUGGGCUGCUUCAUUCUAUCUUAGAAAUGGAUGCUUUUUUAAAAUGAUUGAGGAUUUAUUUGAUGAAAAAAAAACUGAUCUGAAUGCUUUACCUGAAAAUUCUUACAAGGACAAGCGUCGUGGAGAUUCUCAAAUCACUGGAGGAAGGGUGGUUAAAGGACCACUGAAUUCUUGUGAUGAAGCUUCGAGGAAGAAGAGGAGUAUGGCUGAACUCAUUCUGUUGGCUGAUUCUGAGGUGGAAGACAAACUUGGCACAGUCGAGAAUGAAACCAAAGGCCAUAUAAAUCUAGGCUUAUUGCAAAACCAGAAAAAGAAGAGGAAAAAGGAAAAGCAGAAGCCUAAGGUUCCUGUUGAUAAGGCAACUAAAGUUAUGAAUGAUGAGGAGAAUGGCACAACAAGACGUGAGCGAAAGAAGAGCAAAUAUCUUUCUCCCCCUUACACUACUGGCUUUACUGAGCGCUCAAAUUCAUUGAAGUCAGUGGAUCCUGAUGUUUCAGAGAAUGAUUCCGAAUCUUCUCAGCAUAUGCAAGCUAAAUUUCCAGAGGGAUCCACAAAUGAAGGUGAUCCGAUCACUCAUUUAUUAUCCAACUAUAAUGAGGCUUCUGCACAUGAUAUAUUAAUAAAACUUUUCUUUGUGGCAAGCAAUCCUCUUCAUCUGCGGAGGAACUUUCCAUUAGAGACAGUGAUGGAAUUCUUUCUGAUGCACAGAAGCUUGGUUUACUCUGGCACUCUAAUGCUUGAAAAUUUUUCUGAGCAUCAUGGUGAUUCAGGCACAUUUAGAAAUCCUCCACUGCUUGAAAUGGAAUCGAAUGAAGCUUCAUCUGGGAAAAAGAAAAAUAACCAGGAGGAUGAAUCCAAUCCAGAAUAUGCGUUGGGGAGACAUGAGAAUAGAGGAAAAGUUAAGAAAGAUCAAGCUACAACAGAAACUACAAAAAGUUUUUGUCUGAAUGGAGUGAAUGCUUCAACGGGUAGAUCAAGGUACAGAGGGAAGAGAAGUGCUGAUGAUGCUCUUAUUGGUGGUGUGGAGAAAUUAAAUCAUAUAACCAUUAAUUAUUUAGGUGAAGAUAAAAUAGAAGAGAAGAGAAGUAAAACUGCUGGCAUAGUUAAUGAUGGAAAAGCGAGGCAAACAGGAAAUGUGCAUCAUGUCAGCUCCAGUCAUAAGCGAAAGAGCUAUGAUGAUCUUAGUAAUGGUCAGCACCAAUCUGAAUUUAGUCAUUUUCUGUAUGAUAACCCCAGGAAAAGCCCCAUCAAAUCAAAGAGGACAAAACAUGCCGUCAGUGACAAUGAAAAUUCAGUAGCUCUACUUUUGACAUUUUCUCCUGGAAUCACACUUCCUUCUAAGGAUGAGCUCCUUUCGCUGUUUAGUAAAUAUGGGGACUUGAUAAAUCACGAGACUGAGUUGUUCAGAGAUCCCGGUUGUGCUAGAGUUGUUUUUGCAAGGGCAAGUGAUGCGAAGAAGGCUUUGACUGGUAUAAGAAACAGUAAAAAUUUCCCAUUUUUGGUUGUUGAUUGUCAAUCAUUCAAUCUGCCGCAAUCCACGGAUAGUCCCUCGCCAUCUCAAUCUGAUUCCAACGCAUCACUUUUAAGGAUAAGUCGAGAUCUUCAAAGAAUGAUAGAUGCACUUUCACCAAAGAAAGGUAACACUUUUCACGGGUUGCAGCCGGUGGUCAGGAAAGAUUUAAUUAAUGACAUCAAGGGACUACUAAAUAAGGUUAAAAAGUUAAUUACUUGAGUUUUUAAGACAUCAACUAAAUCACUAGGCAUGUUUUUCUUUCUGAACUUUGAGCAUCUAUUUACCAUUACAGUUUAAUAAACUUAUCCUUGUAUUUUGUAUGCAUGUUCUCCCUGAAUGUUGCCGUAAUAUAUGUCUACGAAGAGCAUGGCCUACAAAUAUCCUAAUAUGCGAUGUUUUGUGCGAUGAUUUGGAGAUUAUGGUAUAAAUGAUGUUUGGUAUCUACUCUAUAAAACCUUUGUUUAUGCAUAUUUGAUUAUUUUU